Molecule: messenger RNA, 732 nt
Organism: Eurytemora carolleeae
Lineage: Eukaryota; Metazoa; Arthropoda; Copepoda; Calanoida; Temoridae
Exons: 8
Coding region: 22-609 (195 amino acids)
Molecular function (GO): serine-type endopeptidase inhibitor activity
Source: RefSeq, a predicted model, not a curated record
AAUAAUAAAGAAUGAUAUGUUAUGUUCAGUAAAUCUGAAUGUGAGAAGAACUGUCCGCCUGUACAGAUUUCAGCUUAUGAAUCUGUUUGUGCCCGGCUACGAGAACGAGGACAUUGUGUUGUUGGUGGGGGAAGGUUCUUCUACGAUAAAUACUCCAACAGAUGUAUUCGGUUUACAGCCUGUGACGAUCUUGGUCCUUCAGUAAAUAACUUUGGAACAAGAGAUGAAUGCAAAAGAACUUGUAUUCCUAAAAGUUUAGAGUUGAAUAAAGAACUUAACUUUACCUCAGCUGAUUCAUUGACAGAGGAAGAGGAGGGUUCUACUCCAGCUGCAUCCAUAGUAGAGGCACUCCUAGUUAUUCUUGUACUCGGUAUUGGAAUGUUUGCUGGUGUUCUAGGCUGGAGACAUUACAAAGCAAAACAAGGGAUUGAAGCGUAUAAUCUGUUUGGAAAUGAGAGACCGAGCUCAGAGACAGGUACAUCUGACAUCAGAGCAGGUGGACGUAGAAACCUGACUUUUGAGAACCCAGUGUACACAAACGACAUGUACAACGUACAUAGAGAUGCUGAUAGAAACAUACAGCUUCAAGGGUUUGCUCCGUGGAUUUAAAGCCUGGCUGGGUGAAAGAUUAAUUCAAAAAGUUUCUAUGCUAUGGAUUCCUCCUCUUAGCCUAGGAAACCUUGGUAUUAUACCAGAACUACCAGAAACUCAAAAUGGUUCAAGUUUUGCGUA